AUGGCGGCGAACGAACCACUUGAUCAAACAGGUUCAACCUCAACAUAUAUUGAUUUUGACUCUCUCACCUCGCCCGACUUCUCACCCUAUGAGCACGCAGCGACGCUAAUCCAACGCACAAAUAACCCUUCCGAGUCAGUCGAUCUCAACACGCCAUUAUCACGAGCACUAUUCGAUCUCCAGGAAAUCGACUCCCAUAUCCACACACUAACUUCUCGCUCCGCCAUCGAUAUUCUCGAGUAUACCAAGACGCAAAACCAUGCGGCGCAACGGAUACUGGAACGUGUCGAUGAAGAACGCACAAAGCUGAACGCAAGCUAUGCGCGUCUCGAGAAGGAAGUUGCUGGCCGCUACGAUCGAGCGAUCGAGGCUAAGACCAGUGCUUCGCGGAGCUGGGAAGUUCUGAGGUUAGGUCGUAGCGUCCAGAGGGUGUUGAACGUCGCGCGUCAGUUUGAGACAGCGAUCUCAGAUUCAGGUUUGGGCAGCAGUCGAACUGGGAAGGAGGACCACCGCGCAUUACUACGGGCUUCCUACAUUCUCUUAUCGUUUCGAGAGCUGAUGGCUGGCGCUGAAGGGCCUGAGCUCGGUCGGGUAAACCUUGUCCGGACUUUGCGUGGCCGCAUCUUUGAAGACGGGGAAGCACGAAUCCUUGAUUAUGCUAGAAGGGUUGUCCGAGAGUUCUCUAUGAGCAGCUUAGCCGGUCCAGCAGCUGCUAGUGCCACGUUUCGCGAUGCAGAAGACAAUCGCUCGCGUUUCACCAGUGCGACCUAUAUCCUCUAUCUGCUCAGUCCUGCGCCUAGAAUAGACGGCAAGAGUAUGAACAAGUCCGACUUCGAACCAGAGUACCUGCUCCGAGCCCUACAGAGCUAUCUGCAGUCGGCCAUCACGUCGAGUUCUGCAGCCAUGGGUAGAGCUUUAGCGCAGCUUCCCUCCCUUGAGAAGACCAUGAUUGACAUCAGUGCGCGGUGUCAGAACAUUGUUGCUCUUGAAGCGCUGCUCCGGGGCAUACAAGCACCAAACCAUCCGUUACUGCACGAUGCGGCACCCGAAGGCGAGGUGAAUAGAAAUGCAAGCAACGAUGACGAUUUCCUGGCCAUCGAAGAGGAGAAGGGUAAUCUCCUAGAUCCGCUUCUGCAAGCGCUCGACACAGCCUCUCUACCUUCAUACUUUUGGCGCUCUCUGGCAGCGUCCUUGGCAACGAGAGUGCAGGAGAUCCUGCACAGAGGCGGCAUCUCAGCCCGAACACUGCGAAGUCAGAAGGAGGGCGUGCGGACCGAGAUUCGAGAGUGUGUUCUCCGCGGAUCCAAGAUGCCGGCCAGCAUUUCUGGCAGCGCUGCUGGCAAAGAGGAGAUCGUAGGCAAUUGGGAACGAGAAGCUGCCGUCAUGAUAGGAGCGGUCGUCGGUGUUCUGGGUCGUUAG
Molecule: messenger RNA, 1419 nt
Organism: Cyphellophora europaea CBS 101466
Lineage: Eukaryota; Fungi; Ascomycota; Eurotiomycetes; Chaetothyriales; Cyphellophoraceae
Exons: 1
Coding region: 1-1419 (472 amino acids)
Biological process (GO): intra-Golgi vesicle-mediated transport
Cellular component (GO): COG complex
Source: RefSeq, a predicted model, not a curated record